Molecule: messenger RNA, 1326 nt
Organism: Suillus paluster
Lineage: Eukaryota; Fungi; Basidiomycota; Agaricomycetes; Boletales; Suillaceae
Exons: 6
Coding region: 1-1149 (382 amino acids)
Source: RefSeq, a predicted model, not a curated record
AUGGGGUAUCUCGAUUCAUUGAAUAAUUUGCUGGAUGAAGCAUUGCUACCUGAUUUGACGCCGGCAUCGUUCUCUCAUCAUCUCUCCACCAGUCAUGUCCCAUCCGACAAGGUCUCAACCAUUCAUGCUGUCGUGACGCAGCAAAAGUCACAACUUGCAGCUCUCAACGACCACAUCGACCUUCUAAACCACACAUUGGACAAAUUACAAGUAAUCCAGGCUAGACUAAAGGAGAAACGAGCUCUUCUACACCGCCUACUACCAUCGGAGCUUCUUGGAGAGAUAUUCCUUCGGUGUCUUCCCGAGAGAAAUUAUGUCACGCCUUCGUCGAACGACUGCCCACUGGUCUUGACAAGGGUUUGUCGUCAGUGGCGAGCAGUUGCCUUGUCCACUCCUCGAUUGUGGUCAUCAUUAAGCAUAUCCCUACUCAAAGCAGAGAUGUCUGGUAGUGACGCGUACAAGUGCUGGCUGGAGAAAGCCAGGAGUGUCCCGCUAUCCAUUCGUGUGGUGCAUGAUGUGGACCUCUCAGAUGGGAACGAGCCUCUUUCCAUACAGUGGCUCCGACCUUUCUUGAGCCAAUGUUCUGACCUUUGGUGGCAUGGACCUCAUGUGCAAGGUCUAUUGGACAACUGUGUCCAGUCUCUGUCGCGCUUUCAGGUCACUUUCCACAAAGCAAAUUUCCUGGUCUCCUCUUUGCGUUCAAUUGAUUUACCUUGGCAUCAGCUUUUGGAACUGAAGAUACAGUUCGCACUGGUUAGCAGUGCUGCAUUUUUGCAGGCCAUCGGCCUCUGCACGCAAGUGCAACGAGUCAGCGUUUCCUGCAUAUGUGCGAAUAUAUCGCCGCAGACUGACCUAGAGCCGUUCCCUCUGGCACACACGGCGAACCACAGUAUCCAUCGACUUGAGAUCAAGGUUAUCCGCGCUGGCUUGGGUAGUCUUUUUGAUGCCCUAACCUUACCAGUGUUGGAGGAGCUGGUCAUCUGCUUCUGCUUUCCGGAGAGAGAUCCUUGGCCACACGAACAAUUCGCAUCCUUCGUUACUCGCUCCAAAUGCCCACUCAAGAGGCUCACCAUAUACCGCAGCAAGGGUGCUAAGUCACACCUCGCGGAAUACCUUAAGAUGGUGCCAGGUUUGAAGAUGUCGGUGUGAUCAAGUGAUCAGUGAUGGAUCUCAUCAGCUCUGUCAAGUAAUACCAUGUUCAAAAUAAUUCCAGCGUCUGCUGUUCUUUGUAUCAAGAUCCGAAUGUACUUUACCAAUCCUUUGAAUGAUCCAAAUUGAUAACUUCUCGUUAUCUUUGAGCCUCGCCGUAAAUAACAUUUUCUGCAG